Molecule: messenger RNA, 814 nt
Organism: Magnolia sinica
Lineage: Eukaryota; Viridiplantae; Streptophyta; Magnoliopsida; Magnoliales; Magnoliaceae
Exons: 5
Coding region: 157-600 (147 amino acids)
Source: RefSeq, a predicted model, not a curated record
UGAGAAAAGACCCCUACACCGUAUCUGCCUCCAUCUCUCUAUAUAUAAGAAGCAUGUUAGCAGGUUUCUAGCAUUCUCCAGUGUCAGUUCCCACCAACAAAGCUCUCUCUCUCUCUCUCUCUCUCUCUCUCUCUCUCUACCUCUCUCUCUCAGAGAAUGAGUCCUACAUCAUUAGUGCCCCUUCUUUUGUUGCUACUGGUAGCCACUGCUCAAGGUAUACGUUUUGGCCCCGUGUCUAUUUCUUCCAGUCAUCGAGGAAUCCAUGAAGAGAAGGAAAGGAAUUUGAUUGAAGGAAGUGGUGUUGAAGCAGUGGUCAUUUGCAGAAAUGGACACUGUUCAGAAAGGAGUAGAAAUCUUGUGAGCCACACAAUGUCCACUACUUCAAAGGUUGGUAGUAAGAGUGCAAAAAGCAAAGGAGAGGGGGUUAAGGCAACGCUGAACAACCCUUGGAACGAGGAGAUGGAUAAAAAUCAAGAGGAUUUCACGGUUAAAUCUCCCACGUCAGAGCAGCAGCAGUCUAAUGAACGGUAUCCAGACAUCGUGGACAUCGCUGGGAUGGAUUAUUCUCCAGCAAAAAGAAAACCACCAAUUCACAACUGAGUGACUGUAGCAUUAGUCAAAAUAUUAGGAGAAAGAAAGGAAGAAAGGAAAAAAAUAAUAAUAAUAAUUAAAAAAUACAAUGAGAAAAGAGGUUAGACAACAUUACUGAAAAUGCUCGGGGUUUGUUAGGGUGAGAGACGAUUUUGUACAUACUAUAUUCUAUUAUUCAGUUUCUGAAUUCGAUGAUUGAGUAUAAUAGCACUUGGGUUUUGAA